UUUUUCUUUUUUUUUUUUUUAAAGGAAAACCAUACCACCUAGCUUGCGAACACGGCUAACUAACUGAUGUAUUUCAAUUAGCCAAAAUAAUGGUAGAAUCAAUGAAUACAUGUAUAGUCAGAAACCAAUAUUUUCCGGUACGAAUCAAAUACUAUACACCUAUAUAAACAAAGAACUGUCAACAUACCGCUCCUGUAAUUACUCACCACAGUUCUGGCCGAUCUAAAGACACUUGAAACCUUACAUAAAACAUAGAGAAGAUUUCUGUUUUGAAUCGUUUUCUUCUUUCUUUAGUUAAAGCAUUUCAGAUAACUUAUUUCCGGAAAUUUUUCAAAAUGGUGAUUAAUAUUGUUUAGCGUAGUGGCAUCCCAUUCUUUUUUUGUAUUUUAUUUCAUUUUUAUCACCGUGGCCACAUUAAACAUUGAAUGAAAAUGAACUUAUACUUGUGAAUAUGUUUCAAAGUCAAUGAAGCUAUCAUUAACCAAAGAAAUAUUUUUUCCUAUUCAAACGAUACUGUAACAUCUUUCUAGAAAAGAUAACCAAGUAACACAUUUUCCCAAAUUUUUGAAAUGCACCUAGAUGAUUGCUUUUGUUGUCGGUGCAACGUCGACUUGAAAAAAAAAAAAUAAAGCACAGGGCCAAGCUCUCUCUUUUCAGGCAAUUAGCCACUGGGCCUUAUUGGGAAGGCUUUUGACACCCAAGUUCAUUAUAACAAAUAGGUUUUUCCCUGUAAUAAGCGCAAGUGUUGUUCAGGUGGCAGGCCGUUAUUUAUCUUGGGAAUCUUUGAUAAUUGCUUGUCAGACCGACGCCUCUCGUGAAUUUAUAAGGAAAGGAAUCGACGCACUUCCUUCGUUUACUACUAAUAAGAAGAACGUGCUUCGGUGCUUUCUGUUGCCAAAAUGUCAGUGUUACUUUUCUCACUGCCUACCGUGGGUAGUGGAAUUUGAAAGCUUCAGAAUUCGUAGAAAUACAAGUGACUGAAAACGGCCUCACUCAAGAGGGAUAUAUGUGCACUAUAAGGCAACACUUGGCAAAGAACCACACUCUGCGAGUUUCUUUGACGAGUAAGAAUUGAUUGGUAUCACUUUGGAGCGCAAAGGUGAUUACAAUUGUGGAAAUAAUCACUCACGGUAAAAGCAUUUUGACGUCAAAGUGGAGUGUCUCUUUGGUAUUUACACUGCGGAUUAGUUGCAUAGUCUGUUAGUCUGAUACCAACCUCUUAGAAGCCAUAGUUUCUUCUCAAAGUGUAAUGUGUAUUCAACCAAAGAAGUAGAAAGGAUUGCGAAAGGGAAGCUCUGAAUCUUGCAAAGGAUUGCUUAACAAUUCAUCUAUUGAUUUCUAACCUACAAACUACUAAGGAAUUUUCUAGGCUAAAUUUAAGGAAAAAGGCUGCAAGAGGCAAAGGUCUCAAAAAACAUGAGUUCAGGGAAUCAAACCAAUCCAACACCAAAUAUGGACCUGCCAUGUCAAGAAAAAACGAAAGAAGAGUACAUUUACCAAACAGCAUUUCUGAUCCUAAUCAUGCUGGUGACAUUCCUGGGAAACUUCAUGGUAUGCUUGACUGUAUACCUUCAUCAGCGACUCCGCACGGUCACCAAUUACUUCAUCGUAUCUCUGGCCGUGUCAGACUUGUUGCUCUCUCUUCUAUAUGUUCCCUUUCGUAUCGAACAAACGAUUGACAAUGGUUACUGGUGCCUCCGCAAGGAACUCUGUGCAACGUGGAUCGUGAUAGAUUUGGUUUGUACAGGUGCAUCGAUUUAUAAUCUGGCUGCCAUCUCGGUGGACCGCUACAUCGCCAUAGUGCACCCUUUCAGGUACCAUUCCGUGAUGACCACAAAGGUCGCUCGGAUAAUCAUUGCAAUCAUCUGGGCCUACUCCAUAACCUGGGCGGGUUUCUCUGGCAUAAACUGGACAGAUUCUGAGCAACCUCCUUAUAACUGGGACUCUAAGUGUUUUAAGAAAGAUAAGAUUUUUUACACUAUUACUACGGUCACCGACUUUUUUUUUCCGCUUAUGGUUAUAUUGAUCAUGUACGGACUAGUAUUUCGUGUGGCCAUGACCCAAGCUCGAGCAGUAGCGUCUUUGCAACCUCAACUUUCUAAACGGGAUGGCCGCGGUCGAAGGUUUUCAAUCAACAUCGUGAAAGAAGUAAAAGCUGCCAAGACCCUGGCCAUUGUCAUCGGCGCAUUUGUCGUUUGCUGGUUGCCUUUUUUUGUCUUCUUGCUUGUCAGUCUGUGGGACUUAAGUUUGUUGACGCCACCUAAAGUCUCGGAGGACGUCCUUACUGGUUUGCGUGCCACAUUUUUGUACGUGUUACCGGCAAUUAACAGCACGUUAAAUCCCAUUAUAUACGCACUAUUUAACAAGGAGUUCAGGACUGCAUUUGUUCGAUUGUUGCGUAGGACAUGCGGAAGACCAUUGACCAAUUCGGAUGACGCCCAUUACAGCAUGAAUUCCAGCGUACUAAACGACGGCCACAAAACUACUAGGACAAAUGGCAAAUCGAGGAAGACCAGAUUUCACGAAGUACAAGGGGAUGAUGAUCCAAGUUCAGACGAACCGAAACAUGUUUAGAAUCGCUCUUUUCCCCAUUGGAACCCGAAGCCUGCGAAUAAUUUUAAAAUUUGACUUUCAGGGAGAUUCAGCUUAUGAGCUUAAGGAAACUGUCUCAAGUAAGCUAUGAAUAAGUACAUUGGUUAAUCCUGAUUUAAAUCAACGAAAGUCUUUGAUUGUGGAGUAAGUUACUCUUUUGAAAUAUCAUUGAUCAAUGAUGAAGAGCUUGACCGAAAUCUCAAGAGAACAGGAGUCCACUAAUUCCAUCUUGUUGAAGCAAAACGAUACAAAAAUGAACUGCAUCAUUAAAUCAUUCUUAAAAAAUAGCAAAUAUUCCUGUGAUAGCUAUUUUACCCAUUAUACAUGAGUCGGCUUUGAAUUGAAACUUGCCAAAUAAUAAUCGUGCAAUUUUAAGGACUAUUCCAUCGACACGCAAGAUGGAUAAUUUAAUUUUAAGUACAUAUUUUUAUCAAUUACACGAUAAUUAGGAGUCAACUUGUAGAUGUGUACAGUCAACUUAGAAAAUUGAAGUCACACACACUUACGAACGCUCGUUGAAUCUAUUUAUAGCACGUCUGUCGUUGGUGAAGUUUUGUGCAUCCUAACCUGAGUAAACUUAGUUUCAAAUAUAAAUUUUAAGCCAUAAAACAUUACUUGUCGCGACACUCAAUAUAAAGUCAAUGAAGUUUUCUCCGUUCACCUUAAGGUGAUCGACUGAAGUUAUUGGAGUAUCUCGUUUUGUAAAUAAGACUUCUGCUUAAGCUGGUUGAAUGACUUCUGGCAUGAUGUGUAGGUUAGAAAACAUAAUUUCCAUUUCCUUGUUUGCAAUUGACGUCUGAGUACCAGAAAACAAACAGGUUGUAACAUUGUUUGCAACCAGAUUAUACUUGCAAAUGAUUAUUGAUCCAUUAGAUUUAUGAAACUUUUUCUCUGUGGCAUCAAAUGACAACGUGUGCCUUAGGCUCUGCCAUAUUUGUUUCAAGUCGUUGUGUGUAGUAAACAGGUUUUCCUUUUCGAUGAA
Messenger RNA from Stylophora pistillata, 3574 nucleotides. RefSeq names its product histamine H2 receptor. Gene Ontology annotation, cellular component: plasma membrane. Gene Ontology annotation, biological process: adenylate cyclase-activating adrenergic receptor signaling pathway; positive regulation of MAPK cascade. NCBI's taxonomy places the organism in Eukaryota, Metazoa, Cnidaria, Anthozoa, Scleractinia, Pocilloporidae. Gene Ontology annotation, molecular function: G protein-coupled receptor activity. The record is from RefSeq and is a predicted model, not a curated record.